UAAAACUGUUGUGUCAGUUAACAGCGAAACUUCUCAGCCCAUUACUCAAGAAACGUUUAACUUUAUAACAGUGUAAUAACACGUCCUAUUGACCCAAGAGAGUUAAGCGAUUGUUUGUAAAGUUUAAAGGCGGCACGCACGUCUAUAAACAUUAGUCACAUGACAGCUGAUGUGAUCACAUGACGGUCAUUGUCCCUGUUUAGAUUUCAUCACGCUCUGCUGUAUUUCUGUGUUGAUCUGACCGAUGGGGUCUCUGUGAGAAUGGCUACACUGUGGCUCUUUCUCGGGUUAACGCUGCUGUUCCUCCGUGGAAAAACCGAGGCUCGUCCUGUGGAAAACUACAGCAAUGAGAUCACAUCUCACAGAGACCUUUCACUGGAUUUCAAGGAAAAGUAUUUCAAACAGAUUUUAGACCACUUCAAUUACAACAGUCUUGGCAAUGGCACAUAUGAUCAACGCUACCUUAUUACAGAUAAGUACUGGAAGAAAGGCUAUGGACCCAUUUUCUUCUACACGGGCAAUGAGGGGGACAUAAGUGAGUUUGCACGUAAUUCGGGCUUCAUGGUAGAGCUGGCAGCAGCGCAGGGAGCCCUGCUCAUAUUUGCUGAACAUAGGUACUAUGGGAAAUCUCUUCCAUUUGGGAAGAAUUCUUUUAAAAUCCCUGAGGUGGGGUUGUUGACGGUGGAGCAGGCCCUCGCAGACUAUGCUGUCAUGAUCACAGAGCUGAAGGAGGAGCUGGGAGGUCAAACAUGUCCCGUCAUUGUCUUUGGUGGAAGCUAUGGAGGAAUGCUGAGUGUCUACAUGAGAAUCAGGUACCCCAAUAUUGUGGCUGGAGCAUUAGCCGCUAGCGCCCCCAUUCUGUCCACCGCAGGUCUCGGAGACCCUCGACAGUUUUUCCAGGAUGUAACUGCUGACUUUGAGAAGUUCAACCCUGCCUGCAGAAAUGCAGUGCAAGGAGCUUUCCAGAAGCUAAACACUUUGGCGCAACAGAAAGACUACAUCCGCAUCCAGUCUGCUUUCUCUCUGUGUAAAACUCCCUCCUCUCCAAAGGACAUUCAUCAGCUGAACGGAUUCUUACGUAACGCCUUCACCAUGAUGGCCAUGUUGGAUUAUCCCUACAGCACUCAUUUCAUGGGCAGCAUGCCAGCCUUUCCUGUAAAGGUGGCGUGUGAAAUUAUGCUGAAUGGCACUGAUCUAAUGUCUGCGCUCAGAGAUACUGUUGGCAUUGUGUAUAAUAACACCGGAGAGCUGACAUGUUAUGACCUCUACAGUCUCUAUGUGGAGUGCGCUGACCCCACCGGCUGUGGCCUGGGCUUUAACAGCUAUGCAUGGGAUUAUCAGGCCUGCACCGAGAUCGAGAUGUGCUUUGAGAGCAACAAUGUGACAGACAUGUUUCCGGCCAUGCCGUUCACUGAGCAGCAGAGGGAGCAGUACUGCUCAAACAGAUGGGGAGUUGUGCCACGGCCAGGGUGGCUGAAGACACAGUUCUGGGGCAAUGAUCUCUCCACCGCAAGCAAUAUCAUCUUCUCCAAUGGUGAUCUUGAUCCUUGGGCUAAUGGAGGGAUCAGGAAGUCACUCAGUCCGUCGCUGAUUGCAAUUACCAUACCGGAGGGAGCUCAUCAUCUGGAUUUAAGGGAGUCCAAUCCUGCUGAUCCAGAGUCUGUGAUUGUGGCUCGCAAGAAAGAAGCUGAAAUCAUUGCUCAAUGGGUGAAGACAGCAAGAAAGGAGCCAUUUUAAGAUGAAGUUUUAUAUACAAUUUAUUUCAACAUUUGUAAACUUGUGAAAUAUCAAAUAAAUCCAUUUAUUUUCCACUGAAAUGGAAACAAAAUGAAUGUCAAACAAAACAAAAACAUUAUGUACAACCUCACUCUCAAGUCUAAAUCAUCAUUUGCACAUUGCCAGUUGAGUUAAUGUGUCAUUAAAAAGAGUAUUUACAACUAUAA
Danio rerio (zebrafish) is the source of this 1943-nucleotide messenger RNA. Lineage: Eukaryota; Metazoa; Chordata; Actinopteri; Cypriniformes; Danionidae. The record is from RefSeq and is a predicted model, not a curated record.